ACCUUCUCGAUCCUUACAAACUGGAUAGCUCAAUACCUUCGCGAGAAAUGGAACAUAAGAAUUGUCGUUUACUUGGACGACUAUUUAAUUGUCCAUCAAAAUGCGGACACGUUACACGAACAUGUUCAAAAGACAAUUCAAACCCUACAAUAUCUAGGCUGGACAGUCAAUCUAGGAAAAUCUGUGCUUGUGCCACAGAAAAGCAUUACUUACCUGGGAAUACUGUGGAAAACCUGGAGCAGUCAGAAGUCUCUACCAGAAGAAAAGUCCAAUUCGAUCAUAGAAAAGGUAAAGAAGUUUAUUGUGGAAGGGAGGGCAACCUUAAAGGAUACACAGAGGCUAGUAGGACUUCUGAAUUUUGCGAGUUUUGUUGUUCCACGAGGGCGUCUCAACCAUCGUCAGCUACUGAUGUUUCUAAACUCGCUGCCAGAUCCGUCAAUAAAAGCUUAUCCAUUACCUCCAGAGGUUUACAACGAGCUCAAAUGGUGGGCUCAAAAUUGCCAUCUGUCAACACCGCUGCAUUAUCCCCCACCAAAGUACUUCCUCGCAACAGAUGCCUCAGACCAGGCCUGGGGAGCACAACUGAACAGCAUAGCCCUUUCCGGAGCCUGGAAAAUAGACGAACAAGGGUUACACAGCAACCAAAAAGAGAUGCUGGCUAUAUUGCACGCUCUUCAGAAUCACGCUCAUCGCAUGAGACGCAGUUCGCUACUAAUACAGUGCGACAACAGGACAGCGGUCGCUCACCUACGAAAAGAAGGAGUCAGAGGAGCUGCCAAACCUGCUUCACGUACGGUGAUAGCUGGCUGGAUAAAAACCCUAUUCAAUGAGUCUGGUAUCGCCGACACUCCUGGAAGUGUUCGGUCAGCUGUGGCUUCGAAAAGCUGGCUUGACAAUCAUCCCCUCGACGAAAUCUUAGCACGCGGAAAUUGGCGAUCGGCGGAAACAUUUCAGCGUUUUUAUAGACGAGAAGUGAUAUCAUCUAAUAAUUCCGAAAAUGUUACACAGUUCUUUAAUCCGGUUGAUUAAGAUAAUAAUGUUAAUGAAUCUAUAUAUUUUAAAUUCAU
Molecule: messenger RNA, 1067 nt
Organism: Pectinophora gossypiella (pink bollworm)
Lineage: Eukaryota; Metazoa; Arthropoda; Insecta; Lepidoptera; Gelechiidae
Exons: 2
Coding region: 48-830 (260 amino acids)
Source: RefSeq, a predicted model, not a curated record